Molecule: messenger RNA, 3131 nt
Organism: Sorex fumeus (smoky shrew)
Lineage: Eukaryota; Metazoa; Chordata; Mammalia; Eulipotyphla; Soricidae
Gene: CPOX
Product: coproporphyrinogen oxidase
Exons: 9
Coding region: 1-1770 (589 amino acids)
Cellular component (GO): cytoplasm; mitochondrial intermembrane space
Molecular function (GO): coproporphyrinogen oxidase activity
Source: RefSeq, a predicted model, not a curated record
AUGUUGAAGAACCUGGGAACCAAGAACAAACAGAGACCACCACUUCUGCCUGACUGUGUCAGGAUCCAGCCCAGUAUCUACCUGGGCCUGCUGGGAGAUAGAAUUUUAACUCAUACUAACCAGGCCCUGGUUCUUAAGGAUAGUUCAGUAAGGCGAAGGUUCCCUGCAGCAGCUGGCAACGCAGAGCCGAGAAGAUUUCUCAGCAAGAGGUUCUUUUCCUCCAGGAAAAACACCUUCCCCGCCCCCAGCCCAGCGCUCGCCCUUCUGGGGACCGCGCGCGCGCCCGCGGGGGGACCAGCCCUUAUCGCGGGGCAGCGCCCCUGCAGGCGGCGACAGGCGCGCGGACUACAACUCCCAGCCUGCCCUGCGCCCGCCCGCCUGCCCGCCUGCCCGCCCGCCGCCACCGCCGCUCGGGAGCCCGAGUGGGCCGUGGCCCUCCUGCCCCGAAGGUUCCGGCUCGCGCGGCGGCGGACGUGGGCCGCGGGGAGCGCGCGCGGAGGCAUGGCGGGGCUGCUGGGCCGGCGGGGCGCGGGCGCGUGCUGGCGCGGGCUGCGUGCGUGGUGCGCGCCCCCGCAGAGCCGCGCGCUGGGCCUGGGCCGAGCGGCGGCGGGCGGCGGCGGCGGCGGCGCGGGGCUGCGGGGCGGCCGGCUGGCCGCGGCGCUGGCCGGGCUGGCGGGGCUGGCGGCCGCGGCGCUCGGGCGGGCCGAGCGCGCCGAGAUGGUGUCCCGGAGCAGCCCGGGGGCGCGGGGCCUCGAGGAAGAGGACGACGAGCUGGCCCGCCGCUGCCGCCGCUUCAUGGCCCGGCCCGUGACCGACCUGCAGGAGCUGCGGGCGCGGCCGGGCGACAUGAAGACCCGGAUGGAGCUGCUCAUCCUGGAGACGCAGGCGCAGGUGUGCCAGGCGCUGGCACAGGUGGAUGGGGGCGCCCGCUUCUCGGUGGACCGCUGGGAGCGGAAGGAAGGAGGAGGGGGUAUCAGCUGUGUCCUUCAAGAUGGGCAUGUUUUCGAAAAAGCUGGCGUAAGCAUUUCUGUCGUCCAUGGGAAUCUUUCUGAGGAAGCAGCAAAGCAAAUGAGAAGCAGAGGGAAAAAUUUGAAGACUAAAGAUGGUAAAUUACCGUUUUCUGCCAUGGGAGUGAGCUCUGUUAUCCACCCAAAGAAUCCUCAUGCUCCUACUAUUCAUUUCAACUACAGAUACUUUGAAGUGGAAGAAGCUGAUGGUAACACGCAGUGGUGGUUUGGCGGUGGAUGUGACCUCACUCCAACAUACUUGAACAAAGAGGAUGCUGUACAUUUUCACAGAACUCUGAAGGAGGCUUGUGACCCGCAUGGUACAGAUCUCUAUCCCAAAUUCAAAAAAUGGUGUGACGAUUACUUUUUCAUCACCCAUCGAGGAGAGCGGAGGGGCAUCGGCGGGAUCUUCUUCGACGACCUGGACUCUCCGUCCAAGGAGGAGGUGUUUGGCUUCGUGAAGAGCUGUGCCCAGGCCGUGGUUCCUUCGUACAUUCCCCUGGUGAAGAAGCACUGCCGUGACUCAUUCACCCCCCAGGAGAAGCUGUGGCAGCAGCUGCGGAGGGGACGAUAUGUAGAAUUUAAUCUGCUGUAUGAUCGGGGCACAAAGUUUGGGCUCUUCACUCCAGGCUCCAGGAUUGAGAGCAUCUUGAUGUCUUUACCUCUGACUGCCCGAUGGGAGUACAUGCACUCACCCUCAGAGAAUUCCAAAGAAGCUGAAAUUCUGGAAGUUCUGCGCCACCCAAAGGACUGGGUGCAUUGAUGUAGGCAGUGGCUUUGGGGUUUGAGGGAACACAUAUGGGACUGCCUCUUCUGCUGUCUAAGUCUGGUACCACUGUGUGUCACUUCAGUAUCCGUGCCUUAAAUUUCCAGUCUUUACACUGGGGCCCACUAUCUCCUGGCAAGUGGUUUUAAGUGUUUAAUGUGUUUUAAGUGCCCUAAGUUUACAUAGGAUGUGUUUUAGUGGUGUGGUGGCACGUUGUCGGUCAUUUAGUAGAUAGGAAAUUUAGACUUUUAGAAUCACCUUAUGUGAUUAGUUUACAAAAAAUAUGUCGUUGUACUUCCAAGUAUGGAGUUAAAGCAAUCUAAACAUCAUUUGUAUCAGGAAAUGUCUUGUUAUUCUGUUACAUAUUUUUUUUUAGCAUUUUAGUUUCUGCUUCCGAAAAAAAUGUGUUGUAGAGUAAUUUUAUUUUCUCUAAUGAAAUGAGCUUAGGAUUCAGAACUAGUAAAUUUAGCAAGUAACUGAUAGUAAAAGUUUUACUUUGUCAUUUAUAUAGUCGCUUUGAUCAAAAUCUUUGUUUGUUUCUUUGAAGAUCUUAAUAUUGUAAAAUAGUCAUUUUUAGAAUGAAGAAUAUUUAAAAUACACUUCAGAUUUUUUAUCUCUGCAUGUGUGACAAUUGAGUGAGUUCCCGUAGUUACCUCUGUGACAUAGUCGUCAUUUAAAAAGGGGACAUCUAAUUGUAAUUUUGAUUGUUUAAAACUAUAAUUUGUCAUAAGAUUCUCUGUACUGCUGAAUGUGAAAGCUUAUUGGAGUCUGGUAUUUAAACUUUAGAUUUCAGACAGUUCUCUAUUGAAAUGGACUAAUCUAGGGGAUACUGUGAAUGUAGGUAAUGUUUUUGUUUUGGGAAAUGAGGAAAUGAGACGAAGGUUAGCUUUGUAUAAAUAUGUAUUUUUGAAGGUGGGUAAUGAAAAUUAUCUUCAUUUUAAAAUGAGAGAUUCUGUCAUCCUUAAGACAGAAUUCAAGAGUUGAAGAGACAGUAAAUGUGUUGAGGCACUUGGCCUGUAUGCAGCCAACUGUGGCUCAUUCCCUGACGCUGCAUAUGGUACCCUGAUUACCACUGAGAGCAACCCUUGAGCACAGAGCUGGCUGUAGCUUCAGGGUGUGGCCUCAGAGCCGAAAAAGAACAAAUUAUAAUAGAAUUCUUAAUGUAACUUUCUUUUUCAUAUAAUAUGAAUAUUUUACUAAUGGUGCAUGGAAGUAUAUAAGGAAUCAUACCUUCCUACAUAUUAAUAAGCAUUAUCUUGUGAUGUGUUGAAUGUAUAUGACUGCGUGUGACUCUAUAGAGUUGAAAAAUAUAUGAAUUUAGUUUUAAAAGUUUCACUAAUAAAUUUUAUUAUAAGAUA